Brassica napus (rape) is the source of this 164-nucleotide messenger RNA. RefSeq lists its product as uncharacterized. The record is from RefSeq and is a predicted model, not a curated record. The transcript has a single exon. The coding region runs from base 39 to 164 and encodes 41 amino acids. NCBI's taxonomy places the organism in Eukaryota, Viridiplantae, Streptophyta, Magnoliopsida, Brassicales, Brassicaceae.
AUUCUUUAUCUACAACACAAACAUAGAGAUAGAAGAAAAUGAAGAGAAAAGUGAGUCUGAUUGCUUUGUUCCUGGUUCUCUCUUUCGUGGUUUCGUCUUAUGCAGCUCCAACUCAGCCAGACCAAAUCCGCAAAGUUUGUAAGAAAUCCUGCAAAAUUUUGUAA